Molecule: messenger RNA, 570 nt
Organism: Aspergillus luchuensis
Lineage: Eukaryota; Fungi; Ascomycota; Eurotiomycetes; Eurotiales; Aspergillaceae
Product: zinc finger HIT domain-containing protein
Exons: 2
Coding region: 1-570 (189 amino acids)
Source: RefSeq, a predicted model, not a curated record
AUGCCCGGCACUUGUGAGGUUUGCGUCUCGGAGCCUUCGAAGUACCGAUGCCCAACAUGUGGGCUCAUGAGUUGCUCCCUGGCAUGCACUCAGUCCCAUAAAAUCUACUGCGCACCUAAAGCACCAUCACCAAAACCGACCGGUCCAACCGUCGACCCUCAACAGCCUGCCAGCGAAUCGAACGAGCAUGCAACCAGCGAGGUAGCACCCAAGGCCCAGAACGGCCUCGAUAUCAAAUCCCUAGGGAGCUCGGCCGAACUCAAAGAUUUACUCGAUCGGUUCCCUUCGCUUCGUGAGGAGCUGUACGAUAUUUACAAGGCUACUCUGGAGGAAGCAUGGGUGGAGACUCAGCGCUUUGGAGGUCGGGGUCGACACCAUGGGAGAGGCAAAGGACCGCACCGUCAUAACGGACCGUGGACCCGUGAGAAGGGCUUCAACCGAGGAGUGGGAAGGGUGAGGAGGCUACGGGAAAGAUGCGAGGAGGGUCUGGAGACUGGGAAGAAAGCGGAGGGGUUCGUGCGCUUCACGUCCCUGGUCACUGGUAAUGAGCUUCCACACGAGGGCAUGUAA